GUAUCUGAUUCAAAUGUGCAUUCUAGCAAUCACAAAAUUUCUACUCAUCACCAUUUUCUGAAAUUUUGUAGAGAGAAGGAAGAAGAGAGUGUGUACCGUGUAGGUGAAGGCUGUUAAAUACCAGCUAACCUAGUACAAACUUUUUAGCUCGCCGACACCGUCCUCUUCUAACCUCUAACCUCUUUCUGCCAUCUAUGCCGUCCCCUUCUUCCUUUUUCUCCCUUCAUUGAUCAUCAUUCAACAUCGUCAUCAUAAUCCUAACCUCCCCAGCUUUGCCUUUCUAUAAUUACCUUCCCUUUGUCUACUCUCUCUUCCUGUGCAUUACUGUACUUUGAACAGCCAGCCAGCCUUCCCCGUUCUCUGUGAAACUCUGAACUUCCCUGUACUUUCCUGUCACACAACUGAAACCUUCCCUUCACCUGUUCUCUCCCCCUUAAACCCACCAACAAAAUCACAGCCCAAUGGUGCAAUCAAGGAAGUUCAGAGGCGUCAGGCAGCGUCAUUGGGGCUCUUGGGUCUCCGAAAUUCGACACCCUUUACUCAGGAAACGGAGGAUCUGGCUGGGGACAUUCGAGACAGCGGAGGAAGCUGCGAGAGCAUACGACCAAGCCGCAAUCCUGAUGAGCGGCCGGAACGCCAAGACCAACUUCCCCGUCACCCAAUCCACCACCGACGGCGAAACCAAACCCACCUCCUCCUCCUCCUCGUCUUCAUCAUCCCCAUCAGCCCCAAUAAAAAACGGGCUGUCCGAAAUUCUCCACGCCAAGCUCCGCAAGUGCAGCAAGACGCCGUCGCCGUCGAUGACCUGCCUGAGGCUCGACACCGAGAAUUCCCACAUCGGGGUCUGGCAGAAACGCGCGGGGCAGCGGUCCGAUUCCAAUUGGGUCAUGACCGUGCAGCUCGGCAACCGAUCGUCGAAUUCAAACAAUACCCAUCAGGAAAAACAAGCUACUGACGAUCCAAUCGGCAGCAACAACAACAACAACAAUUCGGAAACAGCGGCGGCAGAGCCGGUGCCGGCAAUCAGGAAGGAAAUUGAGGAAGAGGAGAGAAUCGCGCUGCAGAUGAUCGAGGAGCUGCUGAAUCGUAAUUGCCCCAGUCCAAGUGCGAAUCCGAGUAAUGGGUUUGGAAUCGAAGGAGCGGCGGAAGCAGGGGAGGAGAGUGGCAGUGGGGAGCUGAGUGAGCUGCUUCAGGGGAGCUUUUUCAUUUGAGGAGGAAGAAGGUAAAAAAACAGAGUGGGUGUCUCUAUCAUGUGAUAUCUGUUGUCUUACUCUUUUUCUUCUUUAUUUAAUUUGUCAAUUAAUUAUUAGAUGUGAUAUUUUCAUAUUUGUAUAGGGAUUGGAAAUUUGCAAGUGAAUUUCCUUUAAUAUGUUUCUUUUCAUGAUUAUAUGUUGCCCAAUGUAAGGAGGAAAUGGAAAUUGGGGUAUUAUAGGGGAAAAUAUUGUAUCCAAAAUAGGGAAACAAUAAUACAAAUGUAAUUUUUAUUCAGAAGAUAGUAAUAA
Linum tenue is the source of this 1502-nucleotide messenger RNA. NCBI's taxonomy places the organism in Eukaryota, Viridiplantae, Streptophyta, Magnoliopsida, Malpighiales, Linaceae. The record is from the annotation of a GenBank genome assembly.